AUGAUCGAGGAAGCAACAUCUGAUCUACAAGAGCAUCUACAAGACUUUGAGGAAAGGUUGCAAUCGGUUGAUCAGCACGGGGGUCCUGUUCAAGAGUCUGAUACUUUUAACUUACGAGACACAAGGGAGGAGAAGGACAGCACUGAGCAAUGCCUGACAAUAUGUACACAUGUUGCGCAAGUCAUUGCACACCUCCAGAAACAGCUUCCGCAACUCCAUUUUAAGGGUGGAAAUCCAUCUAUACAGUUUGGUUCUAGCAAUGAUGAUAUAUCCGGUCAAUCCCAGGACCUGACCAACGCUUUGCUCACUGACUUUAGCACAAGAGUCUCAUCAAACUCGGCGGCACUCCAGGGCCGUCUGAUGGAGCUGACAAAUCGACUGAGACAAAUGUCGGAACAGGGCAUAGUGUCCAAGGAUCCCACGAACCUGAAUCUCAUUAAGGAGGAGAGGGAAAAGGCCUCCGAAUUGGCACACAGAGCCCACACAAAUAUCUUUGAGAACGUGACAGCAUUAGACGAGUCACAUCAGCUCGUGGUAUAUACCAUUGGAGAUCUAAUUUCCGCCAAGCAUAUCAUCACUGGCUCGAAAUCGGCGCAGUGGUUGGGCCAAAUGUCAGACACUUCGCUACGGCAAUUGUCUCGGGACUUCCGUGGACAGGUCGGGAUAGGGGAAGAGCCACCCACGCGGGCGGAGAAAAAUGAAUUCAAUACCCGGUACGGGUCUGGUCAGCUGCUCGGGGAAGACUCUCCAAGGCGCCGAACAUCUCCCAGCGACAAACGUUAA
Molecule: messenger RNA, 783 nt
Organism: Aspergillus luchuensis
Lineage: Eukaryota; Fungi; Ascomycota; Eurotiomycetes; Eurotiales; Aspergillaceae
Exons: 2
Coding region: 1-783 (260 amino acids)
Source: RefSeq, a predicted model, not a curated record